AGACUGAUGAAAACUUUCCACACCUCCAGCAACUCCAGCACCAUCACUGGCUUCAUCCUGCUGGGUUUUCCCAGCCCCAGGGAGGGGCAGAUAUUCCUCUUUGUGCUCUUCUCAGCUGUCUAUCUCCUCACCCUCACGGGCAAUGCUUCCAUCAUCUGUGCCGUGUGCUGGGAUCAGAGACUACACACACCCAUGUACAUCCUUCUGGCCAAUUUCUCCUUCCUGGAGAUCUGGUAUGUCACCUCCACAGUCCCCAACAUGUUGGCCAACUUCCUUUCUGACACCAAGGUCAUCUCCUUCUCUGGCUGCUUCCUCCAGUUCUAUUUCUUCUUUUCCUUGGGUUCCACAGAAUGCUUCUUCCUGGCAGUUAUGGCAUUUGAUCGCUACCUUGCCAUCUGCAGGCCUCUGCACUACCCUUCCAUUAUGACACGACGUCUCUGCACCAAUCUCAUAGUCAGCUGCUGGAUGCUUGGUUUUCUCUGGUUUCCAGUCCCCAUCAUCAUCAUUUCUCAGAUGUCCUUUUGUGGCCCCAGGAUAAUUGAUCAUUUCCUGUGUGAUGCAGGUCCUCUUUUAGCCCUCACCUGUUCCAGAGCCCCAGUGAUGGAGUUCUUCUGGACAACUAUAAUGUCUCUGCUCCUGUUUAUUCCUUUCCUCUUCAUUAUGAUGUCCUAUGUGCUGGUUCUCAGAUCUGUGUUGAAAGUUCCUUCAGUAGCAGGGCGAAGAAAGGCCUUUUCUACCUGUGGUUCCCAUGUGACUGUAGUUUCACUUUUCUAUUGCUCAGUGAUGGUUAUGUAUGUGAACCCAACAUCUGAGCAUGAAGCUGGAACACAAAAGCUCAUAACCUUGUUUUAUUCUGUAGGAACCCCACUCAUUAAUCCUGUGAUCUAUAGUCUAAGAAACAAAGAUAUGAAAAAUGCCCUACAGAAAUUUCUUGGAACACAAAUUUAAGAACUUUCAUUUAAAAAAUUCCUUGCAAGAAACCCAACACCAGUUUCUUUUGAGCCCUAGUAAUACCUUUGUUUAAUCUUAAGAUACCAUCAUAGUGAACAACCUUAUAUUUUAUGUUACAUAAUUAUAUUAAAAGCUUUAUGU
Molecule: messenger RNA, 1092 nt
Organism: Octodon degus (degu)
Lineage: Eukaryota; Metazoa; Chordata; Mammalia; Rodentia; Octodontidae
Product: olfactory receptor 11G2-like
Exons: 1
Coding region: 7-948 (313 amino acids)
Biological process (GO): G protein-coupled receptor signaling pathway
Cellular component (GO): membrane
Molecular function (GO): G protein-coupled receptor activity; olfactory receptor activity
Source: RefSeq, a predicted model, not a curated record